Dioscorea cayenensis subsp. rotundata (Guinea yam) is the source of this 1998-nucleotide messenger RNA. Its product is annotated as protein decapping 5. The record is from RefSeq and is a predicted model, not a curated record. Bases 90 to 1145 code for a protein of 351 amino acids. Gene Ontology annotation, biological process: cytoplasmic stress granule assembly; P-body assembly. Gene Ontology annotation, molecular function: mRNA binding. The transcript has 7 exons. Lineage: Eukaryota; Viridiplantae; Streptophyta; Magnoliopsida; Dioscoreales; Dioscoreaceae. Gene Ontology annotation, cellular component: P-body.
ACCAUAAACGUAAAAACGGUGAGUUUUGGAAACACGAGAUCGAAGACAAGCUGGAGCUAGGGUUUGCCCAUCUUCGAAGAUCGCCGCCGAUGGCGUCCGACGGAUUGAGCUCCGGUGCGGCGUCCUCCUCCUCCUCUAGCGCCUCCUCUUCGUCCUCGUCGGCUGGCGAUUCCUAUAUCGGUAGCUUGAUUAGCCUCACCUCCAAGUCCGAUAUCCGCUACGAGGGCAUCCUGGCCUCCAUCAGCCCCCAGGACUCCACGAUCGCUCUCCAAAAUGUGAGGUCGUUUGGAACAGAAGGACGAAGGAAGGAUGGACCUCAGGUCCCGCCAAUUGACAAGGUUUAUGAAUAUAUUCUCUUCAGAGGAAGCGAUAUCAAGGAUCUGCAAGUUAAGUCGUCUCCUGUUCAUUCAAAGCCUCAGGCAUACAGUGACCCAGCUAUAAUUCAGUCACACUAUUCUUAUGCACCUGCUUCUACUGGUUCAGCUACAGUCGGAGGUAGAACAUUUAGUGGUCCAAGUGCUCAUUCUGGAAACUCUGCUGGUGGCAUGAGUACAAUUCCAGAUGCAUCAUCUUUAUACAGAACUGCAGCCCAUCUCCCUUCACCUACUUCUACAGAUAUAAAUGGUGUUUCUUUGUCUGCUCCUGCAUAUUGGCAAGAAUAUGCUGGUGCAACAGGGGCCUUAGGUCAUUCCCAACAACAAUCUGUUCCUUCUCCAAUCUCUUCGGUGCCGCUGCAUAAUGAGUUGCAGUAUGGUAAGGGUCUUGCACCCUCCAGCAUGCCUCAGCUUCCACAGCAAGCUCACGGUUUGACCUUUAACUCUAGCACGACUCCUCUGUUGGUACCCGCUAAUUCUUCUGACUUGUCAUCAUCAACCAGCAAUGCUUCCUUGUUAACUCACCCCUUGUCUCAUUCUUCUUUGUCUUUGCCAUCUCAUUUGCAACCAUUAUCUUCAUUUGCUUCACCUGAUCAAGAGUUAAAUAUUAAUAUGAAAUCCUAUUCCUGGCAGACCAUCACCUCUGUUAAACCCUCUCGACCCUUCUCUGCCAUAUCCAUCUUCAAUGAUGAGCAAUACUUCUGGUCCAUUGCCAUCAUUCUCUUCCAUUCCAGAUGUACUGGUAACUUCUACACCAAUGUUGAUCCCUGAGCCUAAAAAUAUGAAGCCUUCACAACCAACUUCAUUAAACGCAUCCCCCUAUUUGCUGUCUCAAGCACCAUUGUUGCCGCUACCGCAGUCUACUGAGCAGCUUCAACAUGGUGCUACCCAUUUCACUGAGGAAUUUGAUUUUGAUGCCAUGAACGAAAAGUUCAAAAAAGACGAAGUUUGGGGGUCGCUUGGAAAAGGUGAAAGGAAGUGGCUCAACUAGAGAUGGAACAGUAGAUGAUCCAACCUGUGGCAAUCUGGAGUUUGAAGAGGGUUUUGGCCAUCGUCCUCAGUAUGACAGCAAACAUGUUUAUAACAAGGAUGACUUUUUUGACACACUUUCCUGCAAUUCACUUAAUCGUGGUGCAUGGAAUGGGCGUGCAAAAUACUCUGAGCGCAUGAGAGUUGACACAGAGACGUUCGGUAAUUUUCAGCAGAGACCACCUAUGGAUAGUGGGUAUGCUGGUGCCCCUCCUGAGGCAAAUUUCCGGGGAUAUUAUAACCGAGGAAGAGGUUAUGGCUAUUAUGGUGGAAGAGGUGACGGGUAUUAUGGUGGAAGAGGUCGUGGUGUUUACCGACCCAUGUAAUAUUUCUCUUUUUGAGACACUGACCAGAGGUAUGUCUUCUUGAGGACAAUAGCUUUUUGUUGGGCCCUGAGAUGUAAAUGUUGCUGCCUGGUAUAUUAUUCUUCAGGUGCAAAAUGAUCCGUGUGAUCACGAGAGCCAGUUCUUACCCUAAACAUAUACAUGAAUACUGUAUUUUAGGAACGGUGUUCAUUAGUGUGUUCAUUAGUGUUUAACUUGCGCACUCUUGUAAAACCCACGAGAAUUUUUAUCCACAUAUGUUUAAAAGCUUU